Molecule: messenger RNA, 1203 nt
Organism: Lithohypha guttulata
Lineage: Eukaryota; Fungi; Ascomycota; Eurotiomycetes; Chaetothyriales; Trichomeriaceae
Gene: CWC26
Product: Pre-mRNA-splicing factor cwc26
Exons: 1
Coding region: 1-1203 (400 amino acids)
Biological process (GO): mRNA splicing, via spliceosome
Cellular component (GO): U2-type spliceosomal complex; RES complex
Molecular function (GO): RNA binding
Source: RefSeq, a predicted model, not a curated record
AUGCCCGCCUCGGCAGCCUAUCUCACCAAAUACCUCACCGCGUCAAGUACCAAGUCCUCACCAAAUGUCGACUUCGAAGACUCUUUUCGACCCAAGAAACGGCGCAAGAAAGACAAACACCAUGCCACCAGCACCACAGAACCAAGCACACUACUCAUCGCAGACGACGACGCCGACCUCCUACUCUCGAACCAGAAAUCUUGCGCACAAGAUGACGACGAUGACGGACCAACCAUGUUCGACAACGGUGUGAGAAGCGCAGAGUUCAGAAAAAAGAAAAGCAGUGCAUGGAAGACAGUGCAGGACCGAGACGUCGAUGUACCGCUCGAAAGCGCAGAUGCCGAAGCAGACAGGAUCCUCGCUGUCGCUGUACAAGAAAGCGAUUCGCGACGUAUAGCAGAACAGGACGAUGAAGCACCCGCAGUGGUAGAGAAUGCCACGAUUUCACCAGAUUCUACAACGACAACAACCUCAGGCCCAAAAAUGUCGUCAGGCGCCAAAGCCGGACUACAAACCGCAGCAGAUACAGCCGUCAUUCUCGCAGCCGAACAAGCUCGUGAAGCGGACGAAGCACGCGCUCUCAAGAAGCAAAAGAAAAGGGCCGGCAACCAGAAAGAUGGGCAGAGCGAGCAACCAGCAGCAGCACUGGCACCAGAAGACGAAACAAUCUACAGAGACGCAACCGGUCGCCGCAUCGACAUCUCCCUCGCCAGACAGCAAGCUCGCGCCGCAGAAGUUGCGAAACUGCAAGCUGAGAAGAAAGAGCGUGAGGCAGCCAUGGGAGAUGUCCAAUUACGGCAGCGCGAGCAGGCGAAGCAGGAUCUUGAUGAGGCGAAGUUCUUGACGUUGGGACGAAGCGCGGAUGAUGAGGAGUUGAAUGAGCGGCAGAAGGAGGAGGUAAGGUGGGAUGAUCCUAUGGCGCAGUAUAUUGCGGAACGGAAGGCAGAGAAGGAUGCGGAGGAGGAGGCGAGGAAUCCGAGGGCUAAAAGGAGGGGGAGGGGAGAUUUGGAGGGAAUGGAAGUGGUGAAGGUGAGGAAGAGAGAGUAUCAGGGUCCUGCGCCGCCGAAUAGGUAUGGAAUUAAGCCGGGAUGGAGGUGGGAUGGAGUGGAUAGGGGGUGUGGCUUUGAGAAGGAGUGGUUUCAGGCCAGGGGGAAGAAGACCAGGAAUGAGAAUUUGGAGUAUCAAUGGGCUAUGGAUGAGUGA